AUGGCACAGCGUUUCGUACUUCGCAUUCCCCCCCUCGGAAUACCGACCAUCCCAGUCGUUGAGAAAAACAUCGACGGCGACCUCUACAAUAGAUCUCUGCUGACAAUCGCCCUUACCCACAGUUCAUUUCUCAAUGAGAAUCCGCUCUCGCCGUUUGAGUGCAAUGAGCGACUGGAGUUUUUGGGCGACGCCGUGCUCGACUUGGCAGUCGCCGACGAAAUCUAUGAACGCUAUCCCGAACAGCAGGAAGGAGUUCUCACGCUCAUUCGCUCCGCGGUAGUCAACGGCAGUACACUGGCGAGUGCAGCCCGUAACCUCGGCAUAGGCGAACAUCUGAUAAUGGGUAUCGGCGAAGAGAAGAGCGGCGGUAGAGAACGCAACUCAAACCUAGCGGCGGCAUUCGAGGCGAUAGUGGGCGCAAUCUUCCUAGACAAAGGCUACGAAACCGCGAAGUCCUUUUGCAUACGCACGCUGGAAACCGAGAUAGACAAUACUUAUCAAAAAAUAACCUCUGUCCCUGCCGAAACCCAGAGGUUCGAAAACGCCAUAAGCUACCUCACCGGCGGCAAGCACCCUAAGUCGGCACUUCAAGAGCUUGUACAGGCCCAACAUGGCGUUACGCCCGAGUACCACUGCAACGAGCCAUCGGGAAAGAGCCACCAGCCCACCUUCACUGCAAAGGUGAUGGCGAAUGACAAACUGCUGGGCUCAGGCAGCGGCGCAAGCAAGAAAGCCGCAGAGACCGAAGCUGCCAAAGCAGCCCUCGCCACCUUGAACGGCUACGCCUGA
Geodia barretti is the source of this 789-nucleotide messenger RNA. The record is from the annotation of a GenBank genome assembly. Lineage: Eukaryota; Metazoa; Porifera; Demospongiae; Tetractinellida; Geodiidae.